Mycena indigotica is the source of this 1092-nucleotide messenger RNA. RefSeq names its product Abhydrolase-3 domain-containing protein. Gene Ontology annotation, molecular function: hydrolase activity. The transcript has 4 exons. The record is from RefSeq and is a predicted model, not a curated record. Bases 1 to 1092 code for a protein of 363 amino acids. NCBI's taxonomy places the organism in Eukaryota, Fungi, Basidiomycota, Agaricomycetes, Agaricales, Mycenaceae.
AUGAACGAAUCUGCGGUGCACCCAGUCCUCCUUGCGAUCCGGCUUGUGCCCCUACCUGCCGUUUUGCUCUGGACACUCUUGACCCAAACCACUGCGGCACACAACCGGGACAAGACGGUGAAGAGGAUACUCGCUGACAAGUUUCUCCAGUACCUCCUCGCACGGCUUCCGGUGACUGUAACAGAGACAACGUUUGACGUGUACCACCGCUGGGCGCGGAAGUCGGGUAACCCCGUGGUGGUCGAUGAGCUCGGCGACGACGCGCGACUCCUAUGGCUGACAGAGAAGCGUCCGGGUGAGGACGUGUUGCUUGUUUUUCAUGGUGGCGCCUAUAUAUUGCCAGCGCCAGACUUUGCCCUAUCGUUCUGGCGCUAUAUCGGCGACCGCGUUAGCGAACAUGGCACAGGCAUGAGUGUCGUCAUGCUGAACUAUACACUGGCGCCUACACGGACUUUCCCAGCGCAGCUUAACCAGGCCCGCCUCGCCCUCGAGUUUCUCAUUAACUCGGGCUUGCACGCACAGCAGAUCCACGUAGCCGGCGACUCUGCCGGUGGAAACCUUGCGCUCCAGCUUAUGUCACACAUGCUACACCCCCACCCCGAUGUUCCGCGUCUGCAGCUCCCUCCCAACCAGACACUUGGCGGGCUCUACCUAUUGUCUCCGUCCACAGCGCUUGGCACGGCCCGGCCCUCCUGGAAAAGCAAUGCGCCGUAUGAUUACAUGCCCGUUUCCAAAGUACCCGCCGACGAUGGUGCAACAAUCCGUGCCACGCUUGGCGUUCCGCCGGAGUACAUCCCCUUUGCCGAACCGUCACGCGUUCCAGACGACUGGUUCAACGGUCUGGAAGCGCUCGUCGACUACGCGCUCGUCACGGCCGGCUCACACGAGGUUAUGCGCGACGAUAUCGUCUUCUUCGCCGAUGUUCUGAAGAAACAGUCCAAGCUCGAGGUCGAGAUGUUUGUCCAGAGCGGCGGUGUGCAUGUUGAUAUGGCGCUGGACUUCCUGGUCAGGGAGACUAGACGGGAACGCCUAUCGUCAGUAACGGCGCUUUUUAUCGAACGACUGGCAACCCGGGUAAACGCUAGCCUCUAG